AUGUCUUCGCGAAGAAGAACAAUCAAAAAAGAGACCCCGCAGCGCCGCAAGAUCGCUUUAGCAUGUGAAUCAUGCAGGGACAAAAAGGUCCGAUGCGACGGGGCGAAGCCGAUCUGUGGGCCAUGUGCUCGACGGGCGUAUCCGAUAGACCGGUGCGUAUACAAGAUUGAGAAUGCUCGGUCAGCAAGCAAUAAUGCUUAUCUCAAGGUGCUGCACAAACGCAUCCGAGAAUUAGAGAAUAUUUGCGCACAAAAUGGAGUUGCUGUCCCGGCCCGAAUCCCUGAUGAUGAGGAGAGGGGAUCUGAUGAUGGCCAAGAGAGACAACCUAGUGCAGACACGCUGGACCAUGAGUCUAGAACAUCUGUGGCCGUGGAGGGUCUGCUAGGCCUAGGCUCCAAUACCGAAAUACUCAAUCAGCUACGUCCCUCUACGGUACCCACGGUGCCGCAAAUGGGUGCUCAGCUGAGACAUCGGCCUUCUAUACCAUCGACACAUUCAAGCCUGGGACAUCCAGAUGCUGAUCCAAUCUCACCUCAUCGAUCACUUGCUCCUUAUGAAACUGGGAGGGCAUCUUCGGCAAAUCCAUUUCCUUCCCCGUCUAUCAAUUCCCAUAAUGUCACAGCCAUGGGAGCAAUAUCUGUGGGAGAAGAUGGGGAGAGUAACGAGUCACCCAGGGAGCAAUACUACGGUAACUCUUCUGUAGCUUCCUUUAUGCGCCUUGCAAAGGACUCAAUGCCAAUACGAUCUUACCUUCAAACCCUCAAACAGAUGGAAGGCAGCACGCCGAGUGGUUCUUCUUACCGGGACACAGGGCUGUGGCGAGACUGCCUGACGCCAACGCUGGGACUACAAUUCGAUGAUUUUUCACUGCCUCCUCGCCCCCUGGCGGACCACCUUUUGGAAUGCUAUUGGAACCGAGUGCAUUGUCUAUAUCCCUUUUUCCAUCGACCAAGUUUUGAGCAAGCUUAUGAGAAUCUGUGGGGAUCUAGCAAAUGGCCCAAGCCUCAGCUGCCAGAACUAAACAUUGGCCUUGGUGGCUCAUUUGAUUCUGGUCAUCAGUCAAUUGUCUUUCAUUGUGCACUGAACGCUAUCUUCGGCUUAAGUUGCCAUUUUUCUGACAUACCUGCCGCUGAGCGCGAGGCAGCCGCAUACUCAUUUUUUCUCCGAUCGAAGCGGUUCGUCGGUCUUGACCUCCUAGACAUAGGUACUAUCGGCGUUGUACAGACACUCCUCAUUAUCUCCCUUCUUUUACAAAGCACACCCUAUCCUAAUAGAUGUUGGAAUGCGAUCGGGCUUGCUUGUCGGGUGGCCCAAGGACUGGGCCUGCAUGAAACUGCAACGCAGCAAUCCAUCAACCCCUUGGAGCAAGAAACCAGGCGCCGUACCUGGCACGGAUGUGUGAUCAUGGAUAUGAUCGUGAGUAUGACUUACGGUCGCCCAAGCAUGACAUCUCAUAUUUCACCUGCUUCUCCCCCGGUCAUGAAACCCGACCUGCAGUCCGAUGACCCUUGUGCACUUGCCGGGCAACCUUGCGAUCAUAAAUCGGGUUACAUGACAUUCUAUGUCUCCACAAUUGAGCUUUACAAAAUUCUCGAAGCUAUCCUGUCCGACAUAUACAAUGCAUGGCAAAGUCGAUCGAACCACCAUCGACCCUUGUCUCAUCGGGGAACGAAGCAUAGCAGCCUUGAUGUCAUUAUGGAACUCGACGACAAGCUUUCCACAUACGAAGCCAACAUUCCCCCCGUACUUAACUGGACGGGUAUACACCCACCACUCAGCCCAAAUAGCCAUCAAGAUCCAAUCUUCAAACGCCAGCGUAACGUCUUGCGAGCAAGGUAUUCACAGCCCUUCCUUCCCGGUAGAAAGCUACAACAAAAUAACCUAAUCAACUAUACCAGAUUUAUACAUCUUCGUCUUCUCCUUUAUCGCCCCAUGUUCACACAACUCUGCUCUGACGAUCGCAUGGACUUCGCUCGGCAGACAGGUUCAGGCUCGGACUCGGAAAAACCCACGAUCGGACUGGAGAAAAAUGUCAUUUACAAUUCCAUGUCUGUAAAUUGUGCAGCUGCUUGUGUCAGGGCAGCUGUGGAACUGGUGUCACAUGUCCACGCCACGUACAGGACAUCAUUAACAGACGCGUGGUGGUAUAAUGGCUUUUAUACAUCGACUGCAGGAUUCGUUCUGAUCAUGUCGUAUUCGUGUCGCUCUAUCCUCGACCAGAUCGACGUGCAUGCCGUGGACGAGACAUGGCGGAAAUGCGAGGAGGUUCUGACAACAAUGUCCUCAUUCAGUCUCUCUGCCCGCAAUUCGCUACAGUUCCUGCAGGUUACGCACCAACAUAUUGUUCAGAAUUAUACAGGUGCCCCCCGUAACGAUGAUAACGCUUUUGCCCCGAACCAAGUACACAGAAGUAACAAAAAUGCCGAUCGGUCAGAUGUAACUUCUCAUCUUGCCGAGGGAAUUUCAGAAGAGUCUGGAGUGCGUGACUCUGAGUCCACUGGUCCAGCCAUUAAUCCGUUCAUGAGUUGGGAUGAAAUGGGUCUUGGUCAGGAGGAUCUGGGAUUUUUGGGCAGAUUUGAUCUUCCUGAUCUUGCGACCUGGUUUUCUGACGUGCCAGAUAUGUUAUCAUGA
This is a messenger RNA of Penicillium waksmanii, 2631 nucleotides long. RefSeq lists its product as uncharacterized. Gene Ontology annotation, cellular component: nucleus. Lineage: Eukaryota; Fungi; Ascomycota; Eurotiomycetes; Eurotiales; Aspergillaceae. The record is from RefSeq and is a predicted model, not a curated record. Gene Ontology annotation, biological process: DNA-templated transcription; positive regulation of transcription from RNA polymerase II promoter by galactose. Gene Ontology annotation, molecular function: DNA-binding transcription factor activity, RNA polymerase II-specific; RNA polymerase II cis-regulatory region sequence-specific DNA binding; zinc ion binding. The transcript has 4 exons. Bases 1 to 2631 code for a protein of 876 amino acids.